AUGAAUAGAGAGGAUUUAGCCAUUUAUCCAUUUACUCCAUAAUUUUAGACUAUUUACAAUCCAACCCUUGUCCAUCCAAUGAGUGCUUUUAUUUCUCGACAAUCUUACAGAAACAAUUAAUUAUAACGAAACAAAUUAAAUAAGUUAAAUGUUGAAAAUUUAUAUCCUAAAAGACAACAUGAUUAAAGACAUAUCUCUUUACCUAGAGCUUUAUAAGCAGUUAAAAAAUAAUAAAUUGAAUGUAUAAUUAAAUUUCAUAUCUAAGAAUAGAGAAAAGUGUCUUUAUAUAAGGAAACAACAGUAAGUUUAGCAUAUUCAGAUUCAAAAAAUGAUGAUUCAAUCGUCCAAAAAAUAGAUAAAUUUUAAAAUUUAUAAAAUACUUAAUUAGGAACUUAACCAGAUCUUGUUGAAGAUAAAAAAACAAUAAUAAUAGACUUAAGAAAAUCUUUCUCUAAAGUCAAUGGAAACAAUAAAACUAAAACUGUAUUAAACAAUAUUUUAGGAGUAUAAUAAAAACGAAAUGAUAAUGAAAAUGAAUAUUUCAUCUCAAUUAUGGGUUUAUAAAUUAAAGCCUCCAAAUUGUAAGAACAAUCAUUUGUAAGAACUAAAGCUCAUUCUUAAGAAAAGGAAAGGGAAUAAACAAAAUAAUCUAUAGAAAUAAGAGAAAGCAUUACACGAUCUGUUCAAAGAAGAAGAGAAUCCCCUUAAAGUAAAAUUAAAAAUGUCUCAUAAUAAAGCAUGAGAAAUAAUUAAAAUUUUAGAUUUUCAUUGAAUGAAUACGCAAGUUUGAGCAGAGAUCAACUUUUCUAAAUAAAACUCUUGAAUUAUCAUUACUUUUUAUUUAUGGUAUCAACACAAAGCAAUUUUUAUGUAGUUCCAUCCAAUAAUUAAAUUGAAUUAUAAUUUAAAGUUGGAAAAGGAAACAACAGUUUAUUGAUCAAAGAAACAUUUAAAUAAAGAUGGUGGUGGACAUUAAAUUAAGAAUCAGAAAAUAAGGAAUUAAAUUUUAUUUGGACUUAAAUUAAAGUACCUUAAUACAUGAAUCUAUAAGAAUGGAGUAAGGAAUCCAUCUAAAUUUUUAAAAAGUCUGUAUCAACUAUAUCAGCUGAUAUAAAAAGACCAAAAAAACUAUAAUCUCCUUAAUCGUAAAAAAAAACUUCAAGAUUUGGAAAAUUUGAUGAUCCUUUACAAAAAAUAAUGAGUGAUUAGGACAUUAAUGAACUAAAAAGUAUAGAUAAAUCAGUUUAAGGUUUUUUAAAAUUUGCUGAAAAAAGAGGAUUAAAAAUUAUAGAAAAUAUUGAUAAAGUAUAUCAUUAUAUUAAUUUAGAUUCAUAAUCAUAUUGAAAGAAACUACCAUCUUGGUAAUAAAAAAGCAAUGUUUCAUAAUAUGAAAAAGUAUUACGAAUUGACAAAACAAGACUUGUUUUAACAUUUACCAGUCACAUUUCAUGUAUCAGGAGUAAGAGAUAAAUCAUAUUCAUAAUUUUUGGAAUAUUAUAAAGAAAAGUAUAUUUAAUUAUUUAUAAGGAAGGGAAACGGUAUUUGGAUUGUAAAACCAGGAGAAUUUACUAAUAGAGGAAAUGGAAUUAUUGUUUGCCAAAAUUUAAAUGAAAUUCAUAGAAUUGUAAAUAAAAGGCAAACUCAUUCUAAUGGAAAACCUUUUACUUAUUUAAUUUAAAAGUAUAUUGAAAAACCUUUUUUAUAUAACAAAAGGAAGUUUGAUAUUAGAUGCUAUUUUUUGAUAACUUAAUUAAACAAUGUAAUAAGAGCAUAUUGGUAUGAAGAAGGUUAUUUAAGAACAUCUAGUGAAGAAUUUAAUAUCAAUGAUGUGAGUAAUUAGUAUGUUCAUUUGACAAAUGAUGCAAUACAGAAAUAUAGUGAAGCUUAUGGAAAAUUUGAAAACGGAAAUAAAUUAUCUUUUGCAGAAUUUUAAAGAUAUUUAGACAAGUGGCAUAGUAAUGAACACUUGGAUUUUUAUAAAGAUUUAUAUCCAUAGUUAAAAAUGAUAACUUUAAAUGCUAUAAAAUCUGUUUAUCAUAAGAUAGAGCCAUAUAAGAAAAAUUAUAAUUUCGAAAUAUUUGGAUUAGAUUUUAUGAUUGAUGAAAAAUUUAAACCUUAUUUAAUAGAAAUAAAUACUAAUCCGUGUUUAGAACUUAGUUCUCCAUUAUUAGGUAGAAUAAUUCCAGCAAUGGUUGAAAAUGCUUUUAGGUAUUUAUAUAUUUAAUUAUUAUAAGAUUAUCAAUAGACACUUUGGUACCACCUCCAGAAUCAUCAUCAUGGCCUCCUAAUAAAAAACAUCUUCUUUUUUAUGAUAAUUUAUUAGAAAACAAUAGAUUUUAAUUAUUGUUUGAUGAAAAAGAAGAAGGUUAAGAAAUAAGAACCAUGUAUAGCAAUUAAAUUAAUGAUGAUUAAAUUGAUGAAAUGAAUGAAGAGGAAGAAGAAUAUAAAUCAGAUGACGAUUGA
Molecule: messenger RNA, 2463 nt
Organism: Paramecium sonneborni
Lineage: Eukaryota; Ciliophora; Oligohymenophorea; Peniculida; Parameciidae
Source: the annotation of a GenBank genome assembly